GUCCGAGGCUGAGGCCAAAGACAAACAAACAGUUCCAAUCAAUCCGAAUACCGAAUACCGAAUCCAGCCUUGGCCAAGUAGGCAACGUGCUUGGCCUCCCAGAGACCCCUUGAAGUGCCGACUUAUGGCUCCGCCCACCAUCGGUGGACCGCCCGUCGGGGCCGCGGCACCCCCCACACGCGUGGCGGCCCACGGCGGCGCCGGUGCUCCCCCAUCCUCUCGACCCUCUUCAGAACGCUCCUCACGAUCCGCCCGACACGUUGAUGAACGCAAAUCCGAGUUGGUUUGCCGGGUGAAAUACUCUAAUACUCUACCCGACAUUCCUUUUGACCCGAAAUUUAUCGCCUAUCCGUUCGAGACGAAUCGCUUCAUUCACUACGUGCCCACGUCUUUGGAGCGAAACUACAAGUACGAGCUUCUAACGGAGCCGGAUUUGGGCGUCACCGUCGACCUCAUCCGCCCCGAGACGUAUGCCAAGCCUGAGCAGGAAUUUGACGAAUAUGGCAAUAAAGUGGACCCCCCGUUGGAUGCCAAGGACGAGCGGCUUUUGGAAGAAGACAUGUCGGACAAGACGGAUGCUAAGCGCUCGCAACGUCACGCCCAAAUCUUGUCUUGGAUGCGAAGGCCGGACUAUAUUUCGACGGAGCAGACCCGAUAUCAGCCCACUACAAUUGAGAAGAUCGAGUCCAAAGUGGGCUUUGCCGUCCGGAAGAAGAUGGGUAACGACCAACCUAUUUUCAUGGAUCGCGAAGCUCAAGUGACGGCCAUUGAGAAGACCUUCGAGGAUGCUAAGAUUCCUAUCGAGAAACACUAUUCCAAGGCCGGUGUGUAUCCGGUUGAUGUGGUGCCCAUCCUACCCGAUGACAAGAUGUGGAAGUAUCCUUGCGCUCAGGUCAUCUUUGACUCGGAUCCAGCCCCGCAAGUGGAAGGCGUGGGUAAUCCUGUUCAACAGAACGAGAUGAUGUCUCAGGCCAUGAUUCGGGGUGUGAUGGACGAAUCGGGCGAGCAGUUUGUGGCUUAUUUCCUCCCCACCCUCGAGAACAUGGAGAAACGGGCCGAAGACAUGGUUGAUGGUCGAGAAUACGACGAGGAAGGUUCAUAUGAAUACAAGAUGUUCCGUGAGUACAACUGGAACGUCAAGAGUAAGGCCACCAAAGGCUACGAGGAGAAUUUCUUUUUCAUCGUACGCGAGGAUGGCGUGUUCUACAACGAACUGGAGACAAGGGUGAGACUGAGCAAAAGGCGCCUAAAAGCCGGCCAACAGCCAUCCAAUUCCAAAUUGGUGGUCAAGCACCGCCCCUUGGGCAAACAGGAGCAUAAGAUGCAACGAUACCGAGAGAAAUACUUGGAGCCUCCCAAUGAAGAGGAUGAGGAGAUGAGCGAAGAUGAUGAGGAAGAAGAAGCCGAGGGCAUGAUCAAAGACACCGAAAAUGACGAAGUGCAAUCCCGCUCGCGAUCCUCUUCCCCUGCCCGGUCAAGAAGCCGCUCCAAAUCGGGCUCAGCUGCCUCAUCGCGGUCCCGUUCUGUCUCUCGCUCUCGAUCCCGCUCCAGAUCUGUAUCCCGGUCGAGAUCGAGAUCCCGUUCCAAAUCCGGGUCCGUCAAAAGUAGAGCGGGAAGCCGAUCCGUGUCCAAGUCGCCUUCCCGUUCUCGAUCAGUUUCUCGCUCAGUGUCCAGAUCUCGCUCCGGUAGUCCGGCUUCCCGGUCUCGAUCCAGUUCGGCGAGUCGUUCGGCGGCGAGUGCCAAAUCCGGAUCCGAAUCUGAUUGAUAAUUUUCGUGUAUCCAUCAAUUAAGGAGUAAACAGUUUCGCACUCAAAA
Molecule: messenger RNA, 1815 nt
Organism: Tigriopus californicus
Lineage: Eukaryota; Metazoa; Arthropoda; Copepoda; Harpacticoida; Harpacticidae
Gene: atms
Product: RNA polymerase II-associated factor 1 homolog
Exons: 5
Coding region: 125-1765 (546 amino acids)
Biological process (GO): transcription elongation by RNA polymerase II
Cellular component (GO): Cdc73/Paf1 complex
Molecular function (GO): chromatin binding; RNA polymerase II complex binding
Source: RefSeq, a predicted model, not a curated record